AUGGUCCAGAAGGAGAACCCUGUCUCCUCACCUUCAGCGGUCUGGUGGGUUAUGUGCACUGCGGUGCAGCCGUUGGCAGAACUCUGCAACAUGGCCAUGGUUAUCCUUCAAUCUCGAGAUAUGAUCAUUUGGCAGAUGAACGAGAUCAAGAACCAGAUUAUGUAUAUGAUGACGACCAUGAAUAUCGAAACGAUUCAGGCCAACGAAGCAUAUACCCCUGUCCUGAUAGCGGACACCCGAUUCCAUGACAGGAGCAAAUACUGGAUUCGGCAGCGGAUCGUUCAAGAGCACAUUUCUGAUCAGGGAUCGUGGGCACGUUAUUUGUUCAACUCCGAGCGGGAUUACCACAACAAUGUGGAGGACAUCGCGCCACCUGUCUUGCCGCAGCAGCUAGUGAUGUUGUGGACGGGUGACACUUUUGCCGAAGUGCUCGAUGUUUUUUACCAUGGCCACGUUGGCUUGUACUGGAAUGCAGACGAUGUCGACCAAAUCGAAACUGACCAGAGCGGUUUACAAAAGACCUACAACCAUGAACUAACUACCAAGGCACUGAUUGAAGGCCACUACAUCAACAAAAACUUUUCUGUCGCCUGA
Peronospora matthiolae is the source of this 594-nucleotide messenger RNA. The record is from the annotation of a GenBank genome assembly. Lineage: Eukaryota; Oomycota; Peronosporomycetes; Peronosporales; Peronosporaceae.